Messenger RNA from Botrytis fragariae, 1074 nucleotides. RefSeq names its product putative tyrosinase protein. Gene Ontology annotation, molecular function: oxidoreductase activity. The coding region runs from base 1 to 1074 and encodes 357 amino acids. NCBI's taxonomy places the organism in Eukaryota, Fungi, Ascomycota, Leotiomycetes, Helotiales, Sclerotiniaceae. The record is from RefSeq and is a predicted model, not a curated record. The transcript is spliced from 3 exons.
AUGAAAAUCACUCAGACAGCAGCUCUCGCCGUCCUCUUGGCAACCGUUUCAGCAAAGGCUAUUCCCGCUCAGCCUAACUCUCAACUCAAGUCCACACCCAAGAAGACGGUUGACACCACUCGCCUCCAUUUCUAUAAUGGCACUUGUACUGCUGAAAAUAUCCGUGUCCGUAAAGAAUGGCGAAACAUGACUCCAAGCGAAAAGAGUGCUUAUCUGAAGGCUGAGCAAUGUUUGUUCAAUCUCCCUGCCGCUACCACCUUAUCUGGUGUCACGAGUCGCUUCAGUGAUCUUCAAUCUCUUCAUCGUGAUAAGACAAAUCAAACCAUUGAUGGGCUCUAUGUUCAAGAUAUCAUCCACAACGUCGGCCAAUUCCUUCCAUGGCACAGAUACUACAUGCAUGCCCAUGAGACUCUCCUCCGUACCGAGUGCGGUUACACUGGUCCUAUGAGUUGGUGGGAUGAGGCUAAGGAUGCCGAUGCUGGCGACUUCUUCCAAUCUGACAUGUGGACUGCUGAACACUUCGGCUCAACCAACUUGGAUGAAAAUGCAUGUGUCAUUGACGGUGCUUUUGCCAAUACAACCGAACAUAUCGGUCCUUUACUCGAGAACACCGAUUACUGCUUCUACCGAGCAUUUGAUCUUACUCAAGUUCAAUACUGCACCUCUGAGAAGGUUGCGGAAUGCACACAAUACAACGAUUACUAUAAUUUCUUCAACUGCAUGGUGAUCUAUCCCACCAGCCCUCACGUCGCUGGACAUGCUGCUGUCGGUGGAAUGAUGGCCGAUAUCGAUUGCUCCGCAGGUGAUCCAGCCUUUUUCAUGCACCACAACUAUGUUGAUCGUAUGUGGUGGCAAUGGCAACAGGGAAAUGCUACUUCCCGCAUGUUUGACAUUAGUGGAAACAGUUUGAACGAGACUUACCUCGCCGAGCAAGGCGAUGUGGCUCCUGCUGCUGGCUGGCCUCAAACUACUCUCGAGUAUACUCUCACCACUGCCGAUAUCCUUCCAGAUGUCCAAAUCUAUGAUGUUGUUAACAUUCAAGGUGGGUAUCUCUGCUACGAGUAUGACUAUUAG